AUGAACGACAACAAGCCCAACACCAACACCGACACUACCGGCAAAAUCAAAGAUGAAGAAAACAACCCUUCCUCCUCACCAACAACAACAACAAAGGAAGACCUCGACCCCAUGGUAGCUCUCUACGGAGGUAAAACAGACAAACCCUUACCACCCACUCCCCCUUUUCUCUGGACUUCCUCCCACACGGCGUAUCAGGAGCAAGAAGUCAGAUUUUCGGCUUUCGAACCCUGCUAUAUCGCCUGCAUCAAGAAUCUGGAAUGGCAGCUUAAGAGGAAAUGUCAAAAGAUUGAUAUCUCGACAGGAGGCGAUGGCGAUCAGCAUCUGGUGGAGGAGAUGGGCCCGCUUUUGUUGGAAUAUUGUAUGUAUCCUCUCUCAUCAUUUCUUCCCCUCUCUCUUCCUCUCCCUCUCCGCACAUUGAAUGUUAAUCAUGAUCAAAAUGUCCAGCCCAAAUGCUCGAAGCCCUAAGCAAAAUCUCAAGCCGCGACCGCGUCUUCGAAGAAGACCUCCUCGUCAACCCUUCCGGCAACACCCUCGUCCGCUAUUCCGGUUCCCGCCGCCGCAUCACGCGCCCUCCCACCGACUCCGACCGCCUGCACGACCACCUCCGGCACAACGUCAUCCUCAUCAUCCUGGAAUACAUCUACCUGCUCGACAUAGCGGACGCGCUCAAAAAGCGGUUCGGCAACCUCACGCGCGCGCUGGAUCGGUUUCUCAUCGCUCUGCUAGGCGGGGUGUCGCUUUUGGUGCCGAUGAUUUUGAUGACUUUUCUGGUCUCCCGGACCGCGAGGUUGGUGAUUGUUUGUGUGGCUACGAUGGUUUUUGCGGGGGGGAUGAGUUUUAGUGAGGCGAGUAAGGAGGGGGUUGUCGGGAGUACGGCGGCUUAUGCGGCUAUUAUGGUUGUUUAUAUUGGGAGUUCGGAUACGAUGGGGAUGUAG
Messenger RNA from Lecanosticta acicola, 938 nucleotides. Lineage: Eukaryota; Fungi; Ascomycota; Dothideomycetes; Mycosphaerellales; Mycosphaerellaceae. The record is from the annotation of a GenBank genome assembly.